Molecule: messenger RNA, 1826 nt
Organism: Carassius gibelio (silver crucian carp)
Lineage: Eukaryota; Metazoa; Chordata; Actinopteri; Cypriniformes; Cyprinidae
Product: zona pellucida sperm-binding protein 4-like
Exons: 9
Coding region: 28-1755 (575 amino acids)
Biological process (GO): binding of sperm to zona pellucida; prevention of polyspermy
Cellular component (GO): egg coat
Molecular function (GO): acrosin binding; structural constituent of egg coat
Source: RefSeq, a predicted model, not a curated record
UUCCACAUUGUGUUUAACUGUUAAACAAUGGAUGGAAGUUGGUGUUUGGUUCAGAUUUUGCUGGUUUGUGCUUUCUGUCAUGCUGUUCCACACUGGAGUAAAUCGCUUCAGGAUGUUCAAUCUCUGAUGACCCAGCAGUUUCCGCUUCAGAAGCCAGUUCAACAACCAAGUAACCAGCAGUUUCCGGUUCAGAAGCCAGUUCAACAACCAACUUACCACCAGUUUCCGCUUCAGAAGCCAGUUCAACAACCAAGUAACCAGCAGUUUCUGGUUCAGAAGCCAGUUCAACAACCAAGUAACCAGCAGGUUCCUCAGCAGUUCCCGCUUCAGAAGCCAGUUCAACAACCAACUUACCAGCAGUUUCCGCUUCAGAAGCCGGUUCAACAACCUAAACUACAGUUUCCGCUUCAGAAGCCAGAUGUUCAAUCUCUGAUGACCCAGCAGUUUCCGCUUCAGAAGCCAGUUCAACAACCAAGUAACCAGCAGGUUCCCCAGCAGUUUCCGCUUCAGAAGCCAGUUCAACAACCAAGUAACCAGCAGUUUCUGGUUCAGAAGCCGGUUCAACAACCAACUUACCAGCAGUUUCCGCUUCAGAAGCCAGUUCAGCAACCUAAACCUCAGUUUCCGCUUCAGAAGCCAGUUCAGCAACCUAAACCACAGUUUCCGCUUCAGAAGCCAGUAGUGCAGACAGAUCCUAUUGAUAAAUGUGCUGUAGCUGAUUCUGAGCAGAUCCAAUGUGGUCUACCUGGCAUCAGUGGUGCUGAGUGUGAAGCUAUCAACUGCUGCUUUAACGCACAGCAGUGUUACUAUGGGAGAGCGGUAACUGUCCAGUGUAUUCGAGAUGGUCAGUUUGUGGUAGUGGUAUCUAGAGACGUUACUCUGCCUCGACUGAGUCUGGAUUCGGUUCAUCUACUGGGUGGAAACGACCCACCUUGUGCUCCUGUGGGGUCCACACCUUCUUUUGCCAUAUACCAGUUCCCUGUGACCGCAUGUGGCACGAGUGUGAUGGAGGACGGCGGAUAUGUGGUGUAUGAAAACCGAAUGACCUCUUCCUAUGAAGUGGGGAUUGGACCAUAUGGUUCCAUCACAAGGGACAGUCAUUUUGAGUUCCUCUUCCAGUGUAGAUACUCUGAAACUUCUGUGGAAGCUCUGGUUGUGGAGGUCAACUCCGUUCCUCCACCUCUACCAGUAGCUGCUCCAGGGCCUCUCCGGGUGGAGCUCAGACUGGCCAAUGGCCAAUGUGUCACCAAAGGAUGUGCUGAAGGUGAUGAGGCCUACACGUCCUACUACAGUGAUGCUGAUUAUCCCAUCACAAAAGUCCUGCGAGAGCCUGUGUAUGUUGAGGUGCACAUUAUGGAGAGGACUGACCCCAACAUUGUCCUGAUGCUGGGACGUUGUUGGACUACUUCAACCCCCAGUCCACUCAGUCUCCCCCAGUGGGACCUUCUGAUCAAUGGAUGCCCUUACCAGGACGACCGUUAUCUGACCACACUGGUUCCAGUGACUGGAUCAUCUGGUCUUCAGUUUCCAACCCACUAUAGGCGUUUUGUUGUGAAGAUGUUCACAUUUGUAGACCCAGCCUCACUGGCUGCUCUGCAGGAAACCAUCUUCAUCCAUUGCAGUACAGAGGUGUGCCAUCCAUCAUCUGGCUCUUGUGAGCAAAGCUGCACCAGGAAACGAAGAGAUACUCGUAUCAAGGCUGUCUCUGGGGAGCAGACUGUGGUUUCUAGUGGAGCAGUUACUCUGGUCAUGUAAAUCUAGUUUUUAAUAAACUUUUUGCAGAACCCCGAGGUAUAUUGUCUUGUUCUGCAGAAUCUGAUAUUAAA